This is a messenger RNA of Dermochelys coriacea (leatherback sea turtle), 3607 nucleotides long. RefSeq names its product endothelial cell specific molecule 1 (gene ESM1). Lineage: Eukaryota; Metazoa; Chordata; Testudines; Dermochelyidae. The transcript is spliced from 3 exons. The record is from RefSeq and is a predicted model, not a curated record. Gene Ontology annotation, cellular component: extracellular region. Bases 898 to 1455 code for a protein of 185 amino acids.
AGUUUGGGCCUGUGUAGACAGUGAUGGUGAGGGACUGAGCUUUUCCCUGUGACCGUUAGGUAAUUUUAGGAAAUGAAAUUGAUCAUUUUCUGAAGUUUCUGGAGAGGGACCUACAAAAUACUGACUUCUGUCUGUCUCAUUUCAUAGGUUUAGCAUUGAUCUUUGAAUGAAAAAUAUAUCUUUCUAACUAAAUGCUGAUGAAACUGGUCUUUUGUUUUUAUGAGUAUCCGUUUAGUGCAAAGCAACAAAAGUAUCACUCCCAUUUUUGGCUCUUAUGUUAGCUAAAGGGCAUAAUCACAUUUUCUUCUUUGAAGUAGCCAUUCACUUACUUAUUGAGGAGAAAGCAAGGACUUAUUUUUUAAAAUGAGCUUUCUUCAGCACUGGUACAGUUGGACAUGAUUUUUCACCUGGCCUCAGGAACACUAUUUGUAGGACAAAGCGGUUCUUUAAGUGAUAUGCUCAGCAUCAGAACAAUUCCUGUCCUGAAAGAAGGUAUGUAACCUACUGAAUUUUUUUGUUUUUUGUUUUUGGCAGACGUCCUUGAGCAUUUGAGACGGAUGUGAGAGCGUUUUUAGUCCUCAUGCAAACAACAACUAAACAUAACAGAUUACAUCAGCUCAGGCUUUUCAAUUCCGGAUGGCAGCAGAGUGCUAAUCCAACCUUCAUCCUGGAUUUCACAAACUAAAACAAGGGAGGCUGGCAGGAGGACAGCACUGUCGGAUGAGGGAAAUUGACGACGGCGAAGCAUGUGGGCAACACACUUUAUAAAGCUCAUAAACUUGUAGGCUGAUGUGCAGCUACUACUUUGGAUUCCUCAUUGCUGCUUCCCUCAGCACAAAACCACAAGGCUGAACAUUAAACCUGCUCUUUGGAACUGAGCGUUUAUCACUGUGAGACAUGAAGAGCUUCCUGUUUUUCACCAUCCUCCUGGUACCAGUGCACAUCGGAACUGCAUGGAGUGCAAAAUAUGCAGUAGAUUGCCCUGAAUCUUGUGACAGUAAUGUGUGUAAAAGUACUUUGCGCUGUAAGCGAACAGUGCUUGACGACUGUGGCUGUUGCAGAGUCUGUGCAGCAGCCCUGGGGGAGACUUGCUACCGCACUGUCUCAGGUAUGGAUGGUGUCAAAUGUGGGCCUGGGCUGAAGUGCCAGUUUUACACUGAGGAGGAUGACUUUGGUGAUGAAUUUGGUAUCUGCAAAGAGUGUCCUUAUGGUACCUAUGGAAUGGAAUGCAGAAAAACUUGCAACUGCCAGUCUGGUAUAUGCGACAGAGUAACUGGAAAGUGUUUGAAGUUCCCAUUUUUCCAACUUUCUGCUUCAAGGCCACCAAACAGACGAAAAUUAAUUUCACAUACAGAGAAUGACAUGGCAUCGGGGGAUGGUAACUCUGUAAAGGAGGAAUUUGUCAAAGAGAAAGUAAUUAGCUCUCCAGUAAUGAAAUGGUUAAAUCCUCGCUGAUAUUUACUUACAUUGGUAGGACUUUCAAACGACUGCAUUUCUCACACAUUAUUGAAUAUGCAACAACACACUUUAAAAACAAAGUACAUCUAUAGCAUAUGAAAAUGUAACCUCUGAAGACCAAUUGUGAUUCUGUGCAUCAUCAGAAAAAAUGUUUACUUACAAAAUAGACUGUACAGUUUAUAUGAUUUUUUAUAUUUGUUUUGAUAAGUAUUUCAACACUGAAAUGUAUUAUGGAUUGCUGACUGUAUAGUCAUAUUGAAAACCAGUACCUCUCCCCACCAGCAUUUGAACAAUGUGUAAGGGUCCAUUCCUGCAUUUCCCAUGCAAGAAAAUUCCUGUUGAAUUCAAUGGAUGUUUUGUGUGAGUAAAAGCUGCUGACGUGGAGCCAACGUUAGGGUGAUGCAAGUUGACAAAAGCUUGGAAAGGCAGAGUUAAAAACUGAUGUCCUUGACUCACACCAGCAAGAAUAAUACUAAUGUAAAGGGCACAAUGGUGUGAAUUCAAUAAAUCAACCUUAACUAUUAAUAUUUUGGCUUUUGUUAGUUUUGUGACAAUUAACAAGAUGUAAACAUUACUUUAAGCCAGUGGUUCUCAAACUGUUGGUUGGGACCCCAUUUUAAUGGGGUUGCCAGGCCAGCAUUAGACUUGCUGCGAGCCUGGGUUGAAGCCCAAGCCCGAGCUCCACCCCGAUCCGGGGCAUCGGGACUCGGGCUCUGGCCCCCUAACCCCCACCCAGGGUGGCGGGGCUUGAGCUCCAGCCCCGUCUCCCCCCACCUGUGGCAGCGGGGCUCGGGAUCUAACCCCCACACUUCCCCUCCCCAGGUCACAUAGUAAUUUUGUUGUCAGAAGGGGGUCGUGAGGCAAUGAAGUUUGAAAACCGCUGCUUUAAACUCAUCAUUUGAACUUAUACAAUGUGCAUUACUUACCUGACAUUAUGUAAAAACACAUACAGUAUUAAAGUAUAUUCCCAAGGGUGGCUUUUGUGUUCAAUAGUCUGCAAUGGCCCUGAAGAAGUACUGGAGUAUCAGCAUAAAUAUGCAUUAUAAAUAAUCCAUGUCAGAGAUUCUGGAGACUCUAGGAUACCUUAGUGCCUAAUUCUUCAUCCCCUUCUUAGUGCCUAAACUUUCAUCCCCUUAAGGGGUUGUAGGAGUGGCCAAUUACUCAAUCAGUCCAUAUUUGGUUAUGUAUCAAUAUGGCAUAAAACAUCAUAAUGUUUAUAUAGGCACACCUUAAAACCUUCUUAUAUAAUAGCCAUUACUGCCCUUGCGCAGAAACCCAUUUGUAAAAAUCAAUACUUUGUGGUUUUUACUUAAAAAAAGAAAAAGACACAGAUCCUUAGAUAGUGUAAGUUAAUCUAGCUCUAUUUAAAUCAAAGGAACUACUUUGAUUUACAUAUCUGAGGAUCUAGCUCAUAAAAUAAAUGGGUCUAAUUGGAGACCCAGUCUGGUUUCCAUUGAAAUUAAUGGUAGUUUUGUUAUUAACUUCAGUGGGAGAAAGUGCAGGCCAUCCUAAUGGUAAUUUGGUGUAGGAUCUGAAAACGUAUGUAAAAGAACCCAAUAAAAGAAACCCGAAAUGGUUUCAGGGUUAUUAGGGACUGAUCACAGCCUAUUAAAGUCAACCUGAGUCUUUCCAUUGACUACAAUGGAUUUUGCAUUAGGCCCUAAAAGAACAAAAAUUAUAUUACAACAGGGAAUGUCUACAAAUUAAAAGCGGUUAAAUGGACAACAGUCAGAAAAAGAAACAGAAAACCAUGGCUGACAAACAACACCUUUUAGACUGGGCUAAAUUGUUGUGAUUGAAGUAGGAUUUUAAUGGAAGUGCUGUCACAAUCACAACUACAGUGGCACAAACAGUACCUCUGUAAAAUGCUGUAUUGGUUUGAAACAUUUACAAGCAUAAGGGCUGAUCCUGUGGCUACUGAUGUCAGUGACAAUUUCUACAUUGACUUCAAUGGGAACAGGGUCAGAGCCAUAUUCUUUAUUGGGCCAGAUAAAGUUAUUUAAAUGUCUUAAAUACUUACAUGCUUUUUUUUGUUAUUUCCUACAGUGUCAUGAAUGACCUUAUGGAUUCUUGAAUGUAAAUUUAAUAAGCUGGUUGGUUUUAAAAAAGUAUAUGUUUAUUAUUGUUCAAUAAAUCCCCUAUAAAACCA